AUGGCAACCGAUCCCGACCGCGGCCUCUCCGGCUGGGGUAUCUUCUUCCUCGUCGCUUUUGUCUUCAUCGUCAUUGGCGGAUGCGCAUGGAUAAUAUUCACACAAUACCGCGCCAGACGAUUGNGUCUCCCCGCUCCCUCGCUCAACCCCUUCACACGUGGCCGACGACAACAAAAUUCGUACCAAGCUCCUNCGGCAGGAGCCGGAGGCAUCGGUGGCUGGAUCAAGGACAAGGUCGGUGCGUUGAAGAGCAGUGUCGGCGGAGGCAGAUCAUCUGGAGGCGCAUACGAACCCAGCGGUGGUUACGGGAGAGGUGGUCACCGUGGCUUCGGUGCCCUGGAUCCUGAUGAGGCCUGGGAUACGCGUGUUGGCAACGAGGCAGACUAUGGCGUCAAUCGCGACGGCUACUACGAAGAGCAUGACCUGGGCUCGCCGGACAUGAACUCAGGACCCUACGGCGGACAUGGUUACGGAGGAGGAAGCAUUGGUGUUGGAGGCAUCGAAGAGACAAGAGGACGUGCUGCCAGCCGUCAACGCGAACUCGACUCAAGAUACGACGAGGAGAUGCACGGCACCAACCCCUUCGGCGAUGACACAGCUGAGCGCAGCAGUAUGAAGAACAACGGCUCUCGCCCGACUGUCGACACAACCUCUGAAGCUUCAAGCCAGAAGGCUCCGCAUCACAAGAACCAGCAGAGUCUAGGUGCCCAGUCUGCCGACUCUCCUUCCGAGCGCCGCAGCAUCUUCCGUGAGGACAUGUAA
Molecule: messenger RNA, 762 nt
Organism: Aureobasidium vineae
Lineage: Eukaryota; Fungi; Ascomycota; Dothideomycetes; Dothideales; Saccotheciaceae
Source: the annotation of a GenBank genome assembly